Molecule: messenger RNA, 1199 nt
Organism: Copidosoma floridanum
Lineage: Eukaryota; Metazoa; Arthropoda; Insecta; Hymenoptera; Encyrtidae
Gene: Ran
Product: RAN, member RAS oncogene family
Biological process (GO): protein import into nucleus; ribosomal subunit export from nucleus
Cellular component (GO): cytoplasm; nucleus
Molecular function (GO): GTPase activity; GTP binding
Source: RefSeq, a predicted model, not a curated record
UAUUCUUCCAGAGUCAUCCUUAACCAUCAACCGCGCCUUUCGGUUGUACGUACUGCGCGCAGUUUUCUAGUGCUACUACUCUUCGUCACACCUCCUCAUCGUCUACCGUCGACGUUGUCUCCGCAAUACCAACAGUUUCCUGUGUUUAUCAUCCCUUGCCAAACUCCAACGUAUCCUAGCCUCGUACAUCCAGGGAGUUCUUUUCCAGUGCCGAGGACGGAGAUUUUUCGUUACCAAAGGCUCAUAGUUCGAGGCAAAAGCGACAGACAGUAUGGAUGACAAACAAGUGCCAACCUUCAAGUGCGUGCUCGUCGGCGACGGAGGUACUGGUAAGACGACCUUCGUCAAGCGCCACUUGACCGGCGAGUUUGAGAAGAAAUACGUCGCCACCCUUGGUGUCGAGGUGCACCCUCUGGUUUUCCACACGAAUCGUGGCCCAAUAAGGUUUAAUGUAUGGGACACCGCCGGCCAGGAGAAGUUUGGCGGGCUCCGUGACGGUUACUACAUCCAGGGCCAGUGUGCCAUCAUCAUGUUCGACGUCACGUCCAGGGUUACCUACAAAAAUGUACCCAACUGGCACAGAGAUUUGGUCAGAGUCUGCGAGAACAUUCCCAUCGUACUUUGUGGCAACAAGGUUGAUAUCAAAGAUAGAAAAGUCAAGGCCAAGAGCAUUGUGUUUCAUCGGAAGAAAAAUCUCCAGUAUUACGACAUCAGUGCCAAAAGUAACUACAACUUUGAAAAGCCAUUCCUUUGGCUUGCACGUAAGCUGAUCGGAGACGCCAAUCUCGAAUUCGUUGCCAUGCCAGCUCUUCUACCACCAGAAGUUACGAUGGACCCACAAUGGCAGCAACAGAUCGAAAAAGAUCUCAAAGAAGCCCAGGAAACGGCACUUCCCGAGGACGACGAUGAUCUUUAGUUAUUUUCAACGCAUAGCCACUGGAGGAAAAGGCGAAGCAAUACGCCAUUUUUUUCUCAAAAAUUAUUACUAAAAGCUGUUUUAAGAUUAAAAGUGUGCAUGUGAGUAUUUGAAUUUCUUUACAAGGUGCGAAAUAAAAUUGAUUUCAAUGAGUGUUAGAAUUAAAUGAUUGAUGUAAAAUAAUGAAAUAGUUUGUUUUUUAAGUGGAUGAGUCUGAAAAAUUCUUUUAACAGGUUGUAAUGUUGUCUGAAUCCAAUAAAUAAGAAAUAAAAAUAUUUUCUGU